Molecule: messenger RNA, 3240 nt
Organism: Trematosphaeria pertusa
Lineage: Eukaryota; Fungi; Ascomycota; Dothideomycetes; Pleosporales; Trematosphaeriaceae
Product: copper-translocating P-type ATPase
Exons: 3
Coding region: 1-3240 (1079 amino acids)
Biological process (GO): monoatomic cation transport
Cellular component (GO): membrane
Molecular function (GO): ATP binding; ATPase-coupled monoatomic cation transmembrane transporter activity; ATP hydrolysis activity
Source: RefSeq, a predicted model, not a curated record
AUGCCUUGUGGUUCAGGCUGUUGUGGCGGGCCCAAGGAGCCUGUCCCUACCAUCAAUCCCAAUCUUGAGGAAAAGGACGAUGGCUGUGGCGACGAUAGCUGUUCCCCCGACAGGCCCGUCAACAAUGACGGCUUCACCUCUGGUGCCGUUCCUCAGGACAAUCCCCGCGAGGGCAUCGCUGGCAAGCAAUCCGAAGACGAAGACAUUGCUCCCCGUGACGACUGCUACGCACCCAAGCCCAUAGCUGACGUUACUUGCGUCAAGGGCUGCUGUUCAAAGCCCGUGUCCCAACCGCCAAAGGCUCCCGCGAACUCUUCAGACGCGCCUCCCUGUUGUGAAGGCAAGGCAUCCCCUUGCUGCGAUGCUACCUGCAUCGAGCGUCUUGCUCUCCGGGAGUGCAAAAGCGGCGAUUCUGUAUUGCCCAAGACCGAGCCGGGCUCAACUUCCGAGUGCCAUCGAGGAAGGGAUGGAAGAGCAUGUGACGAGCAUUCACAGAAAGCUCGACGACGUUACCAGGAUAAACUGGAGGCCAUAGGAUGCAUCUGCCGAGCGUUGAUCGCACUUGGUCAGGAAUCAUGCUGCAAGCCCACCAAUCGAGCGCCUCGGAAGACGUUUCGUUCCUCGCGCGCAACGUCCUGCGGGUCCUCGAUCGACUCCUGUUGCGCACCGAAAAGCCCUAUCUGUAGCUCAACAGACAAGGCUUCCUGUGCCGAUGGUUGCUGUGGCGGACCAAAGUUAGAAGAGUUUGUAGAAACGGUCGAGGAGGUAUUUCCCAAAGUACCUGGACACGUCGACCCAGAGAAGGGCCUUGCGGGUAGGGAGCAUGUCAUUCUCAGCGUGUCGGGGAUGACUUGUACUGGGUGCGAGACGAAGCUUAAGCGAACGAUCGGGAAGCUGGACUCCGUCCUCAACCUCAAGACGAGUCUCGUGCUUGCCAGGGCCGAAUUCGACUUGGAUCCACGGACCGUAUCCGCUGGCGACGUCAUCAAGCAUCUUGAACGCACGACAGAGUUCAAAUACGAGCGUGUAACGAACCAGGGCUCCAGUCUUGAUCUCAUUCCCCCCUCGGACCCAAUAAGUUUCGUCAAGGGUCAAUGGCCGGAUGGCGUCACUGACGUACGACUUGUAGACAAGAAGAUCAUCCGUGUCGAUUAUGAUGCGAAGAUAUGCGGUGCGCGCCAUCUCCUCGACAAGGGCUGGGACGUUCCUAUGCAGCUUGCCCCGGUUCGCGCAGAUCCUACGCUGGAUGCAGGGAGCAGGCAUGUCCGCCAUUUGGCCCUCAUGACUCUCCUCUCUGCGAUUUUCACCAUUCCUGUUCUCGUUUUGGCAUGGGCGCCUCUCCCAGAGAGAGAGACCGCGUACGGCUCCGCUUCGCUGGCCCUUGCGACUAUCGUGCAGGUAGUCAUCGCCGGACCUUUCUAUCCGAAAGCGUUCAAGGAUCUCAUCUUUUCCCGAACGGUUGAACUCGACAUGCUCAUUGUUCUGAGCACAAGCGCUGCCUACAUCUUCUCCGUUGUCUCCUUCGGCUACCUUGUUGCGGGAAACCCUCUGUCAACCGGCCAGUUCUUCGAAACCAGCACGCUACUCGUGACGCUCAUUAUGGUCGGCCGAUUCUUUGCUGCACUCGCCCGCCAAAAAGCCGCCGAGUCCAUCUCGAUCCGCGCACUACAGACGAAGACCGCUCUCGUCAUCGAUGAAGCACGCGUUGAAAAGGCGAUCGACGCAAGGCUUCUUCAAUAUGGAGACGUCUUCAAGGUAGUCCCGGAUACCCAGAUUCCGACAGACGGCACCGUCAUCUCCGGACACUCUGAGGUCGACGAAUCCAUGAUCACCGGCGAAUCGACUCCCGUGGAGAAGCAGCCCAAGUCGGCCGUCAUUGCUGGCUCCAUUAAUUGUUCCGGUACUCUCACGGUCAGACUCACACGGUUGCCUGGGGACAAUACGAUUAGCACUAUCGCGUCCAUGGUCGAUGAGGCAAAGCUGUCGAAGCCAAAGAUCCAGGACAUCGCGGAUCGCGUCGCCAGCUACUUCGUGCCUGUAGUGGUCACGUUGACAAUCAUCACGUUCAUCAUCUGGAUCGCAGUCGGCGUCGCUGUACGGAAUCAGUCUGGAUCCGAGGCUACGAUCCAAGCCAUCACUUACGCCAUUACAGUCCUGAUUGUCUCAUGCCCCUGUGCCAUAGGUCUGGCGGUGCCGAUGGUCAUAGUCAUAGCGUCCGGGGUUGCAGCGCAACAUGGGGUCAUCUUCAAGUCUGCGGACAGCAUCGAAGUAGCGUACAAGACGACAGACAUGGUUUUCGACAAGACUGGGACUCUGACGAGGGGCGAGCUUUCCGUAUCCCAAGAGGAAUACUUCGCGGACGAUGCCGAAGUAGCAAAGUCUCUUUUAUUGGGCCUAGUUGGCGGGAUUAAGCAUCCGGUUUCCACAGCGAUUGCGACCCAUCUCAAGACAAGCGGCGUGUCGGCGUCGUCCGUCGCUGAUCCCCAAGCGCUUGCGGGCAAGGGAGUUGAAGGCAGGUGCUCAGGCCAAACCCUUCGAGCCGGAAAUUCUAGGUGGCUGGGUUUGUCUUCGCAUCCUACUGUCCAGUCUGUUCUAUCGCAAGGCCUAACAGCAUUUUGCUUCACAACCGAUGGCACUCUCAAUGCAGUAUAUGGUCUCGAGGACUCGCUGCGUCCCGACUCUCUAGCCACCGUUUCCAAGCUCCACGAAGCUGGGGUUUCGGUACACAUCCUUUCCGGCGACGAUGACGGGGCAGUGCGCGCUGUUGCUUCCCAGCUGCAGAUACCCGACACGAAGGUCCGCUCGCGAUGCACUCCAGCAGACAAACAGGCAUACAUCCGGACGCUCCUCGAGUCAUCGACCACGUCCAACGCGAAGAACAGGAAACCGGUCGUCGUCUUCUGCGGCGACGGAACCAACGACGCAGUCGCCCUCGCCCAAGCCACCAUCGGUAUCCACAUGUCAACCGGCACCGACGUGGCUAAAUCCGCCGCGGACGUCAUCCUCAUGCGUCCUAGCUUGUCUGGUAUCUUGACUAUGAUCGCCGUCAGCAAGUUAGCGAUCCACCGCAUUGCGUUCAACUUUGCGUGGAGCUUCGUCUACAACUUGUUUGCUAUCUUGUUGGGGGCUGGGGCAUUCGUACAUGCGAGAAUUCCGCCUGAAUUUGCGGGAUUGGGUGAGCUAGUCAGCGUGUUGCCGGUUAUUGCGGCUGCCGUGGCGUUGCGGUGGCGGAAGAUCUAG